AUGGUCACAUGGCCCAGCGACGUGGACAUAGGCACUUUGAAGGUGGAGACGUGUUUGCACACUGCAAAUAUGUGUGUGGCUGCGUUAAACUGCCUAAAUCAGAGCUUAAAGCCCGCCCUGGCCCCUGAAGCUCUGACUGCAAGACCCACGCUCGCCCAGCUCUCAGCACACCGACAUGUGGCCAGCAGAGUGGUUCGUUUCCUUGCCCGGCUCAACAGCGAGCUGGGCGAUGCUUUACCUUGGCGCGGAUCUUUCAGUGAGGAGGAGCUGACAGCGGCCAGCAACUGCCAAGACAUUUGUGCAGAUGCAGUGGAUCUUCCUGUCGCUGCUGGGACAUGCGAACCGCUUGACGUGAUUGCGCCGGGCCUGGCAUCUCAAAUCGUGGAGUCGGAGACCGUUUUCCCACACUGCCAUCCGCUGGCAAGUUUUCCUGAGGUGAGCCCGGAAAAGCGGGGGGAAUACGUGGCUUUAGCCGUGCGGGAGCUGCAGUGUGGAAAGCUUCGGCUAAGACCCGAUGCUUGUGCUGUUGCUGACGUUUUUGCUGCCGCGAAGCGGCAUGGACGACAGCGAAAGAUUUGGGAUGGCUCCCAGAUCUCCGGCAUGGCUGCAGAUCCCCCAAAACCACGACGCUUGGCAAAUCCUUCCUGCUUUUUGGAGCUCGAGGUCAAGGCGACGGAGACUUUGUUUUUCUCGAAGCGAGAUGCAUCGACCUUUUUCGAUGUUCUGCGGGUGCCACGCGGAUUGCAACCUUGGCUUGCUCAGCCAGCCCUGACCGUCAGCGAGUUACUCAGUGUCGGUUUGAUUUUCGACCACAUUCAAGCUUUUUGCGACGAUGUUGAGCUGCUGUCAGAAGAGACGAUGCUGUACCCGACUCACGUGGAAGAGCUGGCUUUGGUUGCGACGGAUGACACAGUCCUCUUCCACCGAGACAGACACAGAGGAGCACAGACUUUGCGCAACUUGGAUGCCGCUUUCGAAGCAAACGGCAUUCCCAGGAAUUCCCGAAAGGAUGUGUCGUUGGCCGCUAGCAUAACGGCUCUCGGCUGUGACCUCAGCAAUCAGCCUCCCCUCGCAGAACCUGCAGCAGCUCGUUUGUGCCAAGCGCGGGGCUUCUACAGCAUCUACAGCGACAUCUACGGUUUUGUGCAGAGGAUUCCUGAGCGACUUUGCACCAAAGUGCCGGCGGGGGUGCUGAACGAGUUGUUAGCCACCUUGCUUCUUUCGCCGCUUUCGCCCUUGCCUUGCUGGGCCAUAGGCGGGUGCACGAAUGUCUGCAGCAGCGUCCUUGCGUGUGGUGCUGAAGAGUACCUGUUUGUUUCUGCAGUGGUGCUGAUGAGUACCAGUGGUGCUGAAGAGUGCCUGCUUGUUUUCUGCAGUGGUGCUGAUGAGUACCCUUGGUGCUGA
Messenger RNA from Symbiodinium sp. CCMP2592, 1404 nucleotides. Lineage: Eukaryota; Dinophyceae; Suessiales; Symbiodiniaceae. The record is from the annotation of a GenBank genome assembly.